Messenger RNA from Ipomoea nil (Japanese morning glory), 1590 nucleotides. Its product is annotated as transcription factor bHLH18-like. Lineage: Eukaryota; Viridiplantae; Streptophyta; Magnoliopsida; Solanales; Convolvulaceae. Bases 48 to 1061 code for a protein of 337 amino acids. Gene Ontology annotation, molecular function: protein dimerization activity. The transcript has 3 exons. The record is from RefSeq and is a predicted model, not a curated record.
UUGCCUUUCACGUAGAAUAUUAUCACAGCUUUAGAAACAAUAAUUCUAUGGAUAAUCUUUCAUCUGCAGAAUGGUUCAGUCAGGAGAUGGAUGAGUGGCAGAUGAUGAACACAUUUGACGAUUUCGCCGUCUUCUCUCCUGAAAUGAUGCCGUUCCCAUCCUCCGCCGGCUACUGUUCGUCGCCUUUUCCGCCGUUCUCGUCAAGUAACGGAUUUCAGACGGUGGCCGGAGCUCAUGUCGUUGAGAAUCCGGCGGCUGCUGUGAACCGGGUUCAGGAGAAUCCCUCUUUGUCUUCUUCGUCCUCAAGCAUUAUAUCUUUCGCCAACUCUGACUUGCCAUGGGCUACCCAGCAUUUGCCUAAUAAUUCUAAUAAUCCCAAAGCGUUGGUGAAGACGGAGAUGGUUUUCACGUCUCGGAGUUGUGUCGUCGCAGAUGGUCGGAAGGACAUGAUUGGGUUCAGCGGCGCCGCCGAUGUCAAGAAGGGUGCCGCUAGAAACGCUGUACAAGCUCAAGAUCAUGUCAUGGCUGAGAGAAGAAGACGAGAAAAGCUCACACAAUGCUUCGUUGCUUUAUCUUCCCUCGUUCCUGGCCUAAAGAAGUUAGACAAGGCAUCAGUGCUUGGAGCGGCCAUCAAACACAUAAAGGAUCUCAAAGAACGUGUGGAAACGCUGGAGGAAAACGCCAAGAGACACGCCGAAGAACCACCUGCGGCGGCGGCGGCCGUGAAGAGAGUGCGGCUGUCUGGCAGCGACGAUGACAGCUAUUCAUCGGACGAAAACUCGGAUGCCAGCACGGAGAUGUCGUUGCCGGAGAUCGAAGUGCGAUCCUCGGACCAGAAUAUGCUAAUUAGGGUUCACUGCAAGAAGCACAAUAGGGUGAUUAAGGAAAUCUUUAGCGAAAUAGAGAAGAUGCAACUAAGCAUCCUUAGUAGCAGUGUAAUGCCUUUCGGCAAAACCACAACACAUAUCACCAUUAUUGCUCAGAUGGAUCAUAAAUUUUGCAUGGCAGCUAAGGAUGUUGCAAGCACCAUUCGGAUGACCAUAUUGAAGCUCUUAGGCUAGCUGUGAGGAAUCGAGUUCCCCCUUUUAAUUUAAAGAAUUGCAUUUCAAUAUCAAGAAACUAGGUUGUAGUUGAAAUAUAUAUAUAGUGAGUUAUAUAUGUUUGAAUUGGUGUGUAUGUAAGCUGAUCUCAUGCUGAGGAUUGAGACCACCGUACCGACCAGCCAUGAAAGAUUAAGGUUGGGAAUUGAAGCUGCGGCGAUGUGUCGCAAAGGGUGUUUUUUGCGAGGUCGAUAAGUUAGCUUAGCCCUCGUUUUAUUACCCACGUGUUUCACAUGGAACAAAGCUUCAGUUUGAAGAAUCAAAGACGAUGGACUGAGGUCGUCGGAGGUUUUUUUUUUUCCUCCUCUUUUGAGAGGUUGUGCACAUUGUCACAUGUAUUUUUGGCUUAUCAGUAAUUAUUUUUUGGCCUUACCUAAGCUUGUUAACCUUGUUAUUACUUAUUAUUAUGCAUAAUUAUCAUUUGUGUCAUAAGGUUUUAUUGGGUUCGUUUCAAUUCAUAAACUUAAAAUUAUGUGUGUGUAAUCUAUCU